Molecule: messenger RNA, 1724 nt
Organism: Haliotis rubra (blacklip abalone)
Lineage: Eukaryota; Metazoa; Mollusca; Gastropoda; Lepetellida; Haliotidae
Product: calmodulin-A-like
Exons: 5
Coding region: 16-618 (200 amino acids)
Molecular function (GO): enzyme regulator activity; calcium ion binding
Source: RefSeq, a predicted model, not a curated record
AUUUCUCCACUGCGCAUGCCGCACUGCGACGCUGCAUUGACACCGUGCAUCCAUUAUGGAUGUGUAAUAGCUGAAGGGCGCGUCAGUGUCGGUGUGAGGAGAAUACAACCAGUCCGGCUUCAGUCACACAACUGCACGCGGCGCUUACAACACUGUCACAAGAUGGAAUACGGACUUACUCAGAAACAAGUAGACGACUAUUCAGAAAUCUUUAGGAAGUUCGACCAAGAUGGCGAUGGUCAAAUAGACGCCAGGGAGUUGGCGUCGGUGUUGUCGGAGUUUUCAAAAUCACGCGUGACUGAACAGAGGGCUUCCAGGAUCAUAGCCGACAAUGACACCAACAAGAAUGGUACCAUCGAGAUCAAUGAGUUCAUUGCGUUUAUGAGCGCAAUGGUCAAAGUGGACACAAAAUUCAAGUCGGAUACUAGGAUGAAGCAGAUGUUCAAACAGUUCGACAAGAACGGGGACGGCAAGAUCACUCCCGACGAACUCAAGGCGGUCUUGAAGGACACGUGCCCUGACAUCACAGACUCCCAGAUCCGAGAUAUGGUGACACAGGCUGACUCUGACGGGGACGGCAAGAUCGAUUAUAAUGAAUUUGUGGCAAUGAUGAAAUAGGCGUCGAAGAGGCCCUCAGCAGCUCUAUUUAUUACUUUUUCUAAAUAUUUCAUUUCGCUCCAUUUACAACGAAGUCACACAACACGGAACAAGGAUCAGGACUUAAUACCCAGUUAUUUAAAGUCACCUUCUCCUCGGCUCCAUACACAGUAAACAGUGAGUGUGGGAAUGAGAGUUUACGACCAAAAUACCCUUGUCCCCUGUUGCCCUGUUGCAGACAAAAUAUAGUUAGAGUGUAAAACAGAAAAAAACAGAAUUCAUUCGUACUCCACAGGGUGUCAAUUUUAAUCCAUCUACUCAAAUUAAAAGUGUUUUUUUUCUUUUGGUCACAUAGGAGCAAAAAGGUGCCAAAUUAUCCUUUUUGAGUUUUGGAAAACAGUAAAACAGCUAUAAAAUUUUCGUUUGAUUGACAUGAGCACCUGAAAUGUAUUCCCCCAAGUGCAUGUAACUAAGAGAUGACUCUGUGUAUAGAUUAAAAAGAAUAAUUUGGUUUUUUUAAAUACACCUUGUUCAAGGAUGCUUCAUCCAUACAUGUUCCAAACCUUCAGGGGAAAGGCAGCCACUGAUUCAGGAAAAGGCAGGAGGCCAUAAAUACAAUGAAAAAAUUAUUUGUUGUGACCUCUUUGAUAAAUUGGUCUUCAUUUUUUUCGGUUUGAUCUACAAAGAUAUAAAAAGUGUUGUAACGAGGUGAUAAACUUCGGGGCGAAAUGCUACCUUUGUCCGGUGAAAUUAUUUACCGCAGAAAAAUCCUUGGAAAUGUGUUUCCAGUUUAAUUGUAGUAACGGCGAAUGUAGUAGCGUUGGAAAUAGUUGACCAGUAAUGCUUUCUCUUGAAUAGUAUUCUCUGUUAUUGACCACAACUAGGCGUGGUCUCUUCAGUAGAAGGACAAUCUAGCCGUGGUCUCUUCAGUAGAAUGAGAAUCCAGUCGUGGUCUCUUCAGUAGAAGGAGAAUCUAGUCGUCAGUUUAUGGAGUAAAGUAUCUUACACAAAAUCGAGAGUUGAUUUUAUCUAGAACCAACAAACGGAUCUUGACGCUUGUCAUUUAUUAAUACUCAAGUGUGUGAUUUCAUGAGUCUUCGUUUUCUGAAUAAAUCUUUUCAUGAUCA